AGACAGCGGCUACAUGGCGAGUGGUUGGAAAGAGAGAGGCUUGCUCAGGAGGAAUUCAGGCUGCAGUUUGAGAGGGAGGAAGCUGUGCGGAUAAGAAGAGAGGAAGAGGAGCGGAUGAUAAAGGAAGAAUGGGAUGCCCAGCAGAGGAAAGAAAAAGAAGAAAAAGAGCAGAAGCAGCAGGAGAAGCGAGACAGAGAGGUGAAACGGGCCCUAGGAGGAUAAAACAAAGAGAAAUAUAUCCUCUUCUACUUAAUAAGUAUUUAUACAGUCCAUCCAAAAGUGAAGAUUUAGAUAAUCAUACAGUUAAACAUAUCUGAUGAUUCAUUAUUUUCCUAUGAAAAAUGUAUUCUUGCAUUAUAUCUGGUUGUUUUUAAAUGUUUCCUUGACUGCGUGACACAAGCAGCUAUCCUUAACAAAGAUACACACAAAGAGAAAAGCCCUUACCAACACCUUCAGCUCUCACAACAAGGAUAUAUGCUGCAGUAUGUUGACUUCUACUCAUGUUCACCAGCCGUGUCUUUACACCAUUUGUAGGAGGCUGUUCAGAAAAUGUUGGAUGAAGCUGAAAAUCAGCUCGAAAAUGGAGGGCCGUGGAUGAAUCCUGAGGCUCCAGUGAAGGAGAGCUCUGAGAAUUAUGGCACAGAGCAGGACGUCGCCAACUGUCCCUUCUUCUUAAAGACCGGGACAUGUCGAUUUGGAGACAGAUGUUCUCGGAAGCACGCUUAUCCAACAGCCAGCCCUACUCUGAUGAUCCGCGGUAUGUUUGUAACAUUUGGCAUGGAGCAGUCUCGACGCGACGAUUACGACGUAGAUGCUAGUUUGGAACACAGCGAGGAGGAGCUUCAGGAGUCUUUCAUCGAGUUUUACCACGACGUCCUGCCAGAGUUCAAGAGUGUUGGCAAGGUGGUGCAGUUCAAGGUCUGCUGCAAUCAUGAGCCACACUUAAGAGGAAAUGUUUACAUCCAGUUUGACACAGAGGAGCAGUGUAAAGACGCCUUAAUCAAGUUCAAUGGGCGGUGGUACGCAGGUCGGCAGCUUCAUUGUGAGAUGUGUCCUGUUACACGGUGGAAGAAUGCUAUAUGUGGAUUGUUUGACAGACAGAAAUGCCCCAAAGGGAAGCAUUGCAACUUCCUGCAUGUAUUUCGAAACCCUGGCCAUGAAUUCUGGGAGGCUGACAGGGACCUGCACAUGUCGCCCGACCGCAGCGUCAGGGGGAGCCACAGAGACUGGUGGCACUCGGAGCGUUACGGAGACCGAUCUUGGAGGCAGCGCCACUGCAGCAGAAGCCCGCCGAGAUCGGAGAGAUCCCACAGCAGACGAGAAGAUGACAGGCGCAGGAGCAGGAGCAGGGAGAGGAGGACCUCCUCACAGCAGCAGAGAGAAGACAGAUGGUCGCACAGAUCCAGAUACAGUGACAGGAGGAGCGAUAGAUAUCGGAGCAGAAGUAGGGACAGGUCCAGGAGUAGAAGUAGAGACAGAGAGCGAGACAGACGGCGAAACAGGAGUAGAGAUAAAGACAGAGAGCAAAAAUAUUGUAAUCAAAGUGAAGAGAGAGAUAGUAAAGACAAAAAUACUCAUAAAGAAGAGAGAGACAGGUCUAGAAGCACAAGCAGAGAAAGAAAUAAGCAAAUCAGAGAAAAGAGCAAAAAUCGGAGCCCAGAGAAACCAGACGAAAAUGAGAAACCCCCAGAUGAUGAUGAUACUAAAACACGUCAUCGCUCUAAAAAACACUCCAAAAAAAGCAAGAAAAAGAGUAAGAAGAAGCAUAAGAAGAAAAGCCGUUUGUCUGAAGGGGUGACUUCAUCAGGAGAGUCAGAAAAAGAGAUAGAAUUGGAUGAAGAGAAUGUGGAGAAAUGUUCUGCAACAAGUCUGAGUCAGGACAUAAAAGAAACAGAGCUGCUUCAGAAAAACAGCAACUUAGAUGGAAGUUCAAGUGCUGACGGUGAGAAAAACUGUAGUCCAGAUGUGAAAAGUGAAAAAUCUGACACAGAAAUCCAGAGUGAGCUGACAGGAAAUGAUGACAUCUGUGCUUCUUAGUGGCUCUUACAUUUGAAAAUGUGUACAUUAACUAUGUGAAUAUAUGGGAAGUAGCUUAUCCUUUGAACAGAUCUAUGCUACACCAUUACCCAUCACCAGUAUGUACAUAUGUGAAUGUUUUGCUGUCAGUAAAUGUUUGAUGUUGCUUUAAUUACUGAACACCUGACCAGAUGGAUUUGUGGCUCUGAGUAAAAACUAUUAAAAAGAA
This is a messenger RNA of Scomber scombrus (Atlantic mackerel), 2245 nucleotides long. It is a transcript of the gene zrsr2, whose product is annotated as zinc finger (CCCH type), RNA-binding motif and serine/arginine rich 2. Bases 550 to 2037 code for a protein of 495 amino acids. Gene Ontology annotation, molecular function: metal ion binding; pre-mRNA 3'-splice site binding. The transcript is spliced from 8 exons. Lineage: Eukaryota; Metazoa; Chordata; Actinopteri; Scombriformes; Scombridae. Gene Ontology annotation, biological process: mRNA splicing, via spliceosome. The record is from RefSeq and is a predicted model, not a curated record. Gene Ontology annotation, cellular component: U2AF complex; spliceosomal complex.